AUGAUCGGCCCUCUGUUGGCACUUGUAUUCGAACUGUACCUGGCCACACCGGAGCUGUUCGCGUUUGAUUUAUGGACCGGACAACAAAUAUCCUUCCGCACUGCCCAGUCGGAACCGGUUGAUUCGUCGUACUUCGCAAAUAAUCGGUUUUGGCCUAUUCCCACCGAAGAUCUGGAUCCAGUUGCGCACACAGAUUGUACAUGCUAUCCGCACUGUCUCUACCAACUGUCCGUCCAAAGUCGACAACGUGCCUUAUCUCCCACGGAUACCUUGGCCGGGAUCCGAAAUCGUUGGCUGAUGCAUCGAUGUGGCGCCCUUCGAAAGGGUAGCGGUGAUACGGACCAGAUUCCGUGUUGGUCUCCAAUGCCAUUGAAAUACGUUUGUCGGGCUGCGAUUCGACGAUUAAUUGUGAAGAUACAUGGUAUGUGGUGA
This is a messenger RNA of Echinostoma caproni, 432 nucleotides long. Lineage: Eukaryota; Metazoa; Platyhelminthes; Trematoda; Plagiorchiida; Echinostomatidae. The record is from the annotation of a GenBank genome assembly.